CCAAAAAUACCGCCACGACACGCACCCUCACGACCAACGACCCGAAACGAGACUCCAUCACACACGUCGCAGCUAUGCCGUCCCAGAAGUCUUUCCGCACCAAGGUGAAGCUUGCCAAAGCUCAGAAGCAGAACCGCCCCAUUCCCCAGUGGAUCCGUCUGAGGACCGGUAACACCAUCCGCUACAACGCCAAGAGACGUCACUGGCGCAAGACCCGUCUCGGUAUCUAAGCGACUCGCCAACGACCAGCCCUGUUCAUUCCUUCCUUUCGACACGAUGGAUUUUUUUCUCUGGAGGAUGUGAGGGAGCGAUGUGGGGAUGGGCGAUGGGAGGGAUUAAAGACCAAAAAUAAAAUGGGCUUUCAUCUGGUGAUCUUGUUCGGUGCGGCGACGGCGUUUGCUUUUCAGUUAAGGGAAUGGGAUUGCUUUUCACCUACAUACGACGGAACGCGCGGCGGGGUGGUGGGAGAUAAAUGCUUCGUGCGCGA
Tricharina praecox is the source of this 487-nucleotide messenger RNA. Its product is annotated as ribosomal protein L39e. The record is from RefSeq and is a predicted model, not a curated record. Gene Ontology annotation, molecular function: structural constituent of ribosome. Gene Ontology annotation, biological process: translation. Bases 75 to 230 code for a protein of 51 amino acids. NCBI's taxonomy places the organism in Eukaryota, Fungi, Ascomycota, Pezizomycetes, Pezizales, Pyronemataceae. Gene Ontology annotation, cellular component: cytosolic large ribosomal subunit; ribosome. The transcript has 3 exons.